GGAAUUUUUAUGAAUUUUAUUCAACAUACAAUUGUAGAACUUUUUUGAAUGAUUUUUUUUUUAUGUCAUACUAUACUAUGACUUACCUGACCUCAGUUAUAUUUGCACUGCUGAGCCAAGACAACAACACUGCAUCCUUUAAGUUUUGCUAAAUAUUUACUUUCCCUUUGGACAUCUCGACAGGGAGAAGCCAGUAUGUGGACAUCGGCUCUUCAGACUAUUUUCAUUGCUUUAUAUCUACAGGUACCUGCGUGCUACCCAUUAUGCACUUUGGCUGGUCUUGUGGCUAAUUGCGCCUCACGGCACCUCCACUGGGUUCCUGCUCUGCCUCCCAACAUCACCCACCUCUACCUGGAGUUUAACUACAUCAGUGAGAUCAACAGCAGCGCGCUCAGAGGCUAUGACCAGCUGCAACAAAUAGAUCUUGGGAAGCAGAAUGUGCAGCUCACCAUAAGGAACAACUCGUUUUUCAGGCAGAGAAAACUGACAAAGUUGGUCCUCGGCUUCAAUAAAGGCCUUCAGUUGGAGCCAAGGGCUUUUGCUGGACUGUUCAAGUUACAACAUCUGUUUUUGGAUAAUUGCAAUUUGGCAGACUCCAUACUGGCAGAUAGCUAUCUGAACCCGCUUUUAUCCUUAGAAACACUUGAUCUCUUUGGUAAUGAAAUAGUGAGACUCCGACCAGGACAGUUUUUUUCAACACUUACGAAAUUCACAAAACUUAACCUUAAAUUGAAUCGUAUUGAAAGUUUAUGUGAAGAAGAUCUUGUUGGUUUCAGGGGGAAAUACUUCACACACCUGAACUUGGAAUCAAAUCGCUUGAGGUAUAGUAAAGAUUUUGACUGGGAAAGAUGUGGGAACCCUUUCAAGGGGAUAGCCUUUGAUGUCCUUGACUUAUCCACCAAUGGAUUCAGCGAGACCACGUCCAGACAGUUUUUCAAAGCAAUAGAAGGUACUUCAAUUGCGCAUCUUAUAUUCUCGGGACACCUGGGCAAAGGCUUUUCAUAUGACAACCUUCCUGAUCCAGAUGAAAGCACAUUUGAAGGCCUCAUCAACAGUUCAGUCUACACUUUUGAUCUGUCUAAAAACCGUAUAUUUGCUUUGCAGAAAGCUUUUUUAAGUCCUCUAAAGGAUGCCAUAAUUAUUGAUAUUUCCUUAAACAAAAUCAAUCAGAUAAACAGAAAUGCCUUUGACGGUCUUGAAGGACAUCUAAAAUUGCUCAAUCUGUCCUUCAACCUCCUAGGAGAAAUCUAUUCUCACACAUUCACCAAGCUGACAGAGCUUCGGGUGUUAGAUUUGUCUUACAACCACAUUGGUGCCUUAGGAGACAAAGCAUUCAGUGGUCUUCCAAAAUUACGAGCUUUGUUUUUGACAGGAAAUUCACUGCGAGACCUGAGUUCUCCUUCAACGUUACCAAAUUUAGAAUAUCUUUACUUGGGUAACAAUAGGUUGACAUCUCUGUACAAUAUCGAGGAAUUGGGUAACAACAGUGUUUAUGUGGAUGUUUCAGACAACAGACUUACAAACUUGGAGGAUGUUUAUGUCAUUUUAAGUAAUUUCCGUCACCUUCAAAAAUUCUUUUAUGGUGGCAACUACGUCCAAUGGUGCACACCAAGGCCGAAAGUUACAGUGCCUUAUAAUAACAGUUUAUAUGUGCUGGAUCUUCAUGCAUGUUCCUUGUAUAUCAUUUGGGCUCAGGGGAAGUGCCUUGACAUGUUUGAUCAUCUAGAGAAUCUGCUGGGUCUAAAUUUGAGCUUCAACUCACUUGCGAAUCUCCCACAAGGAAUUUUCAAUGGUCUAAGCUCAAUCAGAGAAAUCGACCUCUCAUCUAAUGCCUUAACUUUUCUGCAGGCAGAUGUGUUCCCGGUCAGCCUGAAAUAUCUUGACCUCUCAAAUAACUUUGUAGCCCACCCGGACCCUGUAGUGUUGAGGUCCCUCAGCUUCCUUAGCCUGGCUGAAAAUCGGUUUCACUGUGAUUGUAAUCUGGACAGCUUCCUGAAGUGGCUGAACGUGACCAAUGUAACCGUCCUGGGUUCAAGUGAAGAGUACAGAUGUGAGUUUCCAGCAUCACUCUACAACCUUCCUCUGCAGGAUUACUUCACAGUCAGUGAACCAUGUGAGGAAGAUGACGAAAAGUCAGUCCAAGAUCUCAGGUGUGCUCUCUUCAUCUUCUCUGCUUUCCUCAUUAUCACGGUUGUCCUCAGUGGGAUUAUGUACGCCCAUUUCCGAGGGCACAUAUUCAUCAUCUAUAAAAAGAUCAUUGGUAGGGUUGUUGAGGGCCCAAAACCAGCAACUUCUGUGGACCAAGUGCAGUAUGAUGCCUUCCUCUGCUUUAGCAACAAUGACUACGGGUGGGUUGAGUCUGCUUUGCUUAUGAAGCUGGAUCACCAGUUUUCAGAGGAGAAUAACUUCCGCUGCUGCUUCGAAGCCAGAGACUUCCUGCCAGGUGCAGAUCACCUUUCCAACAUCAGAGAUGCCAUCUGGGGCAGCAGGAAGACUGUGUGCAUUGUCUCCAAAGAAUUCCUUAAAGAUGGUUGGUGCUUGGAGGCGUUCACUUUGGCCCAGGGCCGGAUGCUGGAAGAGCUGAGAAACGUCCUGAUUAUGUUGGUGGUAGGGAAGAUGGCUCACUUCCAGCUGAUGAAGAACAGCACAGUCAGAGCGUUCGUCCAGAGGAGAGAGUACCUGGUUUGGCCGGAGGACCCUCAGGACCUGGACUGGUUUUAUGAGCGGCUCAUCUCAAAGAUACUCAAAGACUCGAAGCAGACCAAAUCUGAGCCUGCACAGCCGGACAGCCAACCUCAGAGGGAGGACAGCAUCCAAAUUGAGCACAUCAGAACAACCGCCAUGUGAACUCUGUGUCAAAGUUAACCUGCUGAUACCAACAUCCAUCCCACAUGUCACCAGUGAGUCAGCACUCAGUCCUCUUAGAGGAUGAGGAAGAUGUUCUUCUCUAAUAUGACCUUUCUGAAAAUGGCCAUGGGUAUAACCAACCCUCAGAGGAAGUGAAGGCAAAGACUUCACAAUAAAGUCCUAUAGAAUCAGACUAUGAACCUGCCCAGUCUUCAGCUCUGCUUUUCACUGUUCAUAUAUUUAGGGAAUCUGUGGCACAGUAUUAAAUCAAAAUGUUUUUUUUUUCUUUUGUCAUUGUCAGCAAUUACUGCACUCCAUGGCAUAAUGACAUGUACAGAUUAAAGGAAUUAAUAUGUUAUUUGUCUAUAUAUUUUUAUUAACAUUAACAGCACUGACUGAGUGAAAUGUGUCUCUUUAAUCAAGUGUACUCACAAGUAUUGGCUAGUCAGCUUUAAAUGUUGCGAGUAUAGCUCUACUCGGGUAGGAGCGUACUUUUAAAUGUGGAUGUAUUGGGUGGGAUGAAGGCUAUGUGGAUUCAUUUUGUUUUAGGUGUAAAUAGGCGGUGCCGGGGUGAAGCAGGUUGAGAGAUUUGGGGUGACAAGUUGCUCUGUGUUGCAGCUCAGUCGUUACAUGGUUUUGUUUAUGUAUGAAAUAUGUAAAUAUGCGUUGUAUUUAGAGUAGUCUGAGUUGAUACUGAUGUUCGAUUUGUUGUAUUGUGGUUGUUGUUGGGGUUAUUGUGGCGGAACGGUGUGGAGGGAAAACUUGUGUCACUGUUUCCGCGAUUGUUUGUAUGCAUUUGAUUACUUUGUGAAUCAAUUGUGAUAAAUAAAACUGUGCUUGGAUUCGUGAA
Plectropomus leopardus (leopard coralgrouper) is the source of this 3697-nucleotide messenger RNA. The record is from RefSeq and is a predicted model, not a curated record. NCBI's taxonomy places the organism in Eukaryota, Metazoa, Chordata, Actinopteri, Perciformes, Serranidae.